This is a messenger RNA of Papilio machaon (common yellow swallowtail), 1207 nucleotides long. RefSeq names its product tetraspanin-33. The transcript has 7 exons. Gene Ontology annotation, biological process: protein localization to plasma membrane; protein maturation. Gene Ontology annotation, cellular component: membrane. The record is from RefSeq and is a predicted model, not a curated record. Lineage: Eukaryota; Metazoa; Arthropoda; Insecta; Lepidoptera; Papilionidae. Bases 164 to 994 code for a protein of 276 amino acids.
UUAUGGUCAGUUAAUGUGCGGAGACGGGGUCUAACUUUGUCGUGUAUUUAUGUUUUUAUUUUUAAUGAAAAUAUAAGAUUUUGAAAGUGUAUACUUUUGUAUUAUUCAGUUAAAAAUAUAUGCAAUCAAUUUAUUGUAAGUGUUCAUAAAAUAAGUGGUAAAAAUGCAUAGGCGAAGAGGUCCGAAUUUUACUUAUGUCAGCGGAUGUGUGAAAUACAUGAUUUUUGUUUUGAAUUUCGUAUUCUGGUUAUUUGGAGGUCUCAUGAUAGCUAUUGGACUUUAUGCAUUCAUCGAUAAAUGGCAGGCAACUGGACUAAUAAAGUUGGACACAAUUUACGAUGUAAUGUUGAAUAUAAGUCUGCUGAUCGCAUUACUUGGUGGUGUGGUCUUCAUUGUCAGCUUUGCUGGCUGUGUUGGUGCUCUGCGCGAGAAUACCUGCUUGUUGAAGUUUUACUCUCUAUGCCUGCUGAUACUUUUCCUGGUGGAGAUGGGCGGCGCUGUGUGCGGCUUUGUGUUCCCUCGCAGCCUUCACGGCCUGCUCGAGCUCAGCUUCACGGAGCGAGUGGUGCACGCAUACAGAGAUGAUCCUGAUCUGCAGAACUUUAUUGACUUCGCACAGAGUGAUUUCCAUUGUUGUGGUCUAACAUCUGACGGUUACAUGGAUUGGUCCAAGAAUGAAUACUUCAAUUGCUCGUCUCCAUCAGUGGAGCGCUGCGGUGUACCUUUCUCAUGCUGCAUCAACGCCACUGACAUCUCUUCGGGACUUGUCAACAUCAUGUGUGGCUACGGGGUACAAAAUUCACCUGUAGCGGAGGCGAGCAAACGUGUAUGGACGUCUGGAUGUAUCGAGAUAGUGCGGCUGUGGGCGGAGCGCAAUCUGUACAUGAUAGCGUCUGCCGCACUCGGUGUUGCACUCUCUCAGCUCUUCGUUAUCUACCUUGCCAAGACACUCGAGGGACAGAUCGAGUUGCAGAAAGCUAGAUGGCAAACAUGAAAUAGGGGUUAUGCAGGAGCGUACCGGGACGAGUCGAGGCGAGCUUUGCUGUAGCCUCGCCCGCCUUCGGGCACCGCUACCCUGCAUCUCUAGGGCUCCACAGAACCCAUACAUAGUGAACCAUAGACAAGUGUCAGUGAUCAGUGAAGCCAUGACCAUAGUGAAUAUUUGACAGGUCAUUGUCAUCAAUGACAGCUGUCAUACAUGUGUUUA